Messenger RNA from Aspergillus tanneri, 387 nucleotides. RefSeq lists its product as uncharacterized. The record is from RefSeq and is a predicted model, not a curated record. The transcript is spliced from 2 exons. Lineage: Eukaryota; Fungi; Ascomycota; Eurotiomycetes; Eurotiales; Aspergillaceae. Bases 1 to 387 code for a protein of 128 amino acids.
AUGCCGCAGUCUACGCCGGUAGCAUUCCAGUUCGGCACAGCCCACGAGAACUCCUGUAUAUCCUUAGAGCAGCCGCAACGCGAGCAGUGCUGGAAGCCUUUAGUGGCAACACGAUGGCGGCGAGGCCUAGGAAGAGCAGCUGACGCUUUUUCGGACCGUAGAUUAGGAGGAGGCAACUCAGAGGCCGCAGGAGCAACGGAGGUAGUAGGGGAUACUGGGCUAAAGCUGGGCGUGAAGCUGUUGGAGCAACCGAACGGUGUUUGCGAAGUCGAGAACGGUAAAAGUAAGCUUGCGCCCCUGAAGGAGCAACGCGUGAAAAGUCAAGGACCUCACGGAUUGUUUUACAGCGAGAGCAAUAUUGGUAACCGUCAGGAACAGGUUCAAUGA